Ochotona curzoniae (black-lipped pika) is the source of this 3041-nucleotide messenger RNA. RefSeq names its product G-patch domain containing 1 (gene GPATCH1). Lineage: Eukaryota; Metazoa; Chordata; Mammalia; Lagomorpha; Ochotonidae. Gene Ontology annotation, biological process: mRNA processing. The coding region runs from base 1 to 2808 and encodes 935 amino acids. Gene Ontology annotation, molecular function: RNA binding. Gene Ontology annotation, cellular component: nucleus. The transcript has 20 exons. The record is from RefSeq and is a predicted model, not a curated record.
AUGGCGGCGCGGGGCAGUGACAGCGAGGAGGACCUGGUCAGCUAUGGCACGGGCCUGGAGCCUCUGGAAGAAGGUGAAAGACCAAAGAAACCAGUUCCCCUUCAGGAUCAGAGCGUCAGGGACGAGAAAGGGAGGUAUAAGAGAUUUCAUGGCGCCUUCAGCGGCGGCUUCUCUGCUGGCUACUUCAAUACGGUUGGCUCAAAGGAAGGAUGGACGCCCUCGACCUUCGUGUCUUCACGCCAGAACCGAGCAGACAAGUCCGUUCUCGGGCCUGAGGAUUUCAUGGAUGAAGAGGAUCUCAGUGAAUUUGGAAUAGCACCUAAAGCGAUCGUCACCACAGACGAUUUUGCCUCUAAAACCAAAGAUAGGAUCCGAGAAAAGGCCAGGCAGUUGGCAGCCAGUGCUGCCCCUAUUCCUGGAGCUACGCUGCUUGAUGACCUCAUAUCGCCAGCAAAAUUAUCGGUUGGUUUUGAGCUGCUAAGAAAGAUGGGCUGGAAGGAAGGACAAGGAGUCGGCCCUCGAGUCAAGAGAAGGCCACGCCGGCAGAAACCAGAUCCCGGAGUCAAAAUCUAUGGCUGUGCCUUGCCCCCUGGAGGUUCGGAAGGAUCUGAGGAUGAAGAAGAUGACUACUUGCCCGAUAAUGUGACCUUUGCGCCCAAAGAUGUCAUGCCUGUGGAUUUCACACCCAAAGAUAACGUACACGGACUGGCUUACAAGGGCCUGGAUCCCAACAAGGCGCUGUUUGGAACAGUGGGAGAACAUUUUAAUCUUUUCAGUGGGGUACAUGAGGGGACCAGCGAUCUUCUCGGAGAUGUCAGACUAAGUAAAGGAAGAAAGCUGGGCAUCUCAGGCCAGGCUUUCGGUGUAGGCGCCCUGGAAGAGGAAGACGAUGACAUCUAUGCCCUGGACACCCUGUCAAAGUAUGACACCGUGCUGAAGGAUGAGGAGCCAGGAGACGGGCUGUAUGGCUGGACAGCACCCAAGCAAUACAAAAGUCAGCAAGAAUCAGAAAAAGAUCUUCGCUACGUUGGCAAAAUUCUGGAUGGAUUUUCCUUGUCUUCUAAACCUUUGUCUUCGAAGAAAAUUUACCCACCACCUGCUUUACCAAGAGACUACCGACCGGUACAUUACUUCAGACCUGUGGUGGCCGCAACCUCCGAGAACACGCACCUAGUUCAGGUUCUAUCCGAGUCUUCUGGAAAAGCAAUGCCUGACCCUGGGCCGCACGGCAGGCACCAGCUGAAUGCCUCCAAGCGCGGGGAGUUGCUAGGAGAGACGCCCGUUCAAGGGGCAAGUACCUCAGUAUUAGAGUUUCUGUCCCAAAAAGACAGGGAGAGAAUUAGAGAAAUGAAGCACGCAACCGACCUUAAAGCAGCUCAACUCAAGGCCAGGACCCUGGCCCAGAACGCCUCGAGCAGCCGACUCCAGCCCUCCCCUCAUGACGCCGGACACAGCUCUUGGCGCAUGGCCUUGGGCGGCGGGACAGUCACCCCGAGAGCCAGCAACUUCAAACCUUUCGCCAAAGAUCCAGAAAAACAAAGACGCUAUGAAGAGUUCUUGGUACAGAUGAAACAGGGUCGGAAAGACGCCCUGGAGCGCUGCCUGGAUCCCAGCAUGACCGAGUGGGAGCGAGGCCGUGAGCGGGACGAGUUUGCCCGGGCAGCCCAGCUGUACGUGUCUUCCCACUCGACCUUGUCCUCCAGGUUCACCCACGCCAAGGAGGAGGACGAUUCGGAGCAAGUCGAAGUCCCUCGAGACCAAGAGAACGAUGUGAACGACAAGCAGUCGGCUGUGAAGAUGAAGAUGUUUGGAAAGCUUACCCGAGACACGUUUGAGUGGCAUCCUGACAAGCUGCUGUGUAAGAGGUUUAAUGUCCCUGACCCUUAUCCAGAUUCAACUUUAGUUGGCUUACCAAGGGUGAAGCGUGACAAGUACUCCGUCUUCAACUUCCUGACGCUCCCCGAGACAGCUUCCUUGCCCACAACUCAAGCAUCGAGUGACAAAGUGCCACAGGCAGCCCCCCAGGCCCGAGCUCCUGACAAAUCCCGAAAGCCGUCCAGGUGGGAUACGUCCAAACAGGAAAAGAAGGAAGAUUCCAUUGGUGAAUUCUUAAGUUUGGCCAGAUCCAAAGCUGGACCACCGAAACAAGAGUCCAGUCCCUCCGUGAAAAGAGAGGAAGAGAAGGCUCCUGAAUCUCCCCCAAAUAAGACGGAGAACAAAGCUGCCCACGACGCGCAGCCUGAGCAGGAGGAAAGCCGCCCGCCCAUGGACCUGUUCAAGGCCAUCUUUGCCAGCUCCUCAGACGAAAAGUCCUCGUCCUCUGAGGAAGAGCAAGGCGACAGCGAAGAUGAUGAGGAGGGCAGUCCGGAGGCCGACGGCAAAGGUUCCCAGGAGACGCACUUGGCGGAAGCAUCCGCUGUAGCACCGACCAGCGAGCCGGUGCCGCGCAAGCCCGUGCCUCCCUUCCCGAUACAGAAGAUGCAAAUUGAUGAGAGAGAAGAAUUCGGCCCGCGCCUGCCUCCCGUCUUCUGCCCUAAUGCUCGACAGACACUCGAGGCCCCUCCGAAAGAGAAGCACAAGAAGAACAAACACAAGGCUAAGAAGGAGCACAGACGGAAACGAGAGAAGAAAAAGAAGCACAAGAAACACAAACACAAGGGCAAGCAAAAAAGUAAAAAAUCAGAGAGAAGCAGUAGUUCUGAGAGUUCCGACAGCAGUGACGGCUCGAGCGAUGAAGAAAGAGCCACAGACCUGUCACCCCAGGAACUGCUGAGGCGGCUGAAAAGCCUCCCCCUGAGGCGGCUCUGAUGGAGUUCCAGCCCUGGCCGGUCCCCGGAAGCCCGCUGACUGUUCGGUUUAUGCCAUUGUACAGAUUGUAUUUAUAUGUAAAUUCCUGCUGUAAAAUAAGUUUUUUUUUUUUUCAAACCGUGACAUUUCAAAGGCUGCCUUGAGAGAUUGUAGAAAUUGAUUUCUAUUUUUAACUUAAGUGUCAGAGGAGAAAGACUCAGCCUGAACAGUUUAAUUAAAGUGGAAUUUUUCUA